Populus trichocarpa (black cottonwood) is the source of this 2260-nucleotide messenger RNA. RefSeq names its product O-fucosyltransferase 7. Lineage: Eukaryota; Viridiplantae; Streptophyta; Magnoliopsida; Malpighiales; Salicaceae. Gene Ontology annotation, cellular component: cytoplasm. The coding region runs from base 239 to 1843 and encodes 534 amino acids. The transcript has 12 exons. The record is from RefSeq and is a predicted model, not a curated record.
UACUUUACUACCACAGCCGACUGCUACACACAGACACAAACUCUCCUUUACCUUUCUUUCUUUCAUUGAUCCUUCUUUCUUCUUUUCUUUUUAAUGGCCAUUGAUACCCAUUGCUCCUUCAUUAACCUCUUCUUCUUCUUCUUCUUUUCUAACUCUUAGAAAAAAAAAAAAAAAACAGCGAUAGAAAGGGAAAGAGAGACUGGAAAUAAACACCAAGAAAGAAAAAGUAGCGAAGAAGAUGAUGCAGAAGCGAAGAUGGAAGACCGUGGGUUUGAUGAGGAAGAUGCUAUCAUGCGCCAUAUGCACGAUAGCGAUGAUGGCCCUCCUCUCCGUACACUUACAUGUUUUCCCUCCUUACUCUAAACUCCCUGAUCCUUACAGGCUUCCUCAUCCCCAAAUUGAAAUCAGAGACAAGAUAUUGGGCAAAGAGCAAGAACAGAGCUGGACCAGUGAGAUCACUCCUCCCAAUGUAUACAAAGGCCCUCUCUCAUCCCACCAGUGUUCUGAUCGGAACCCCAACUGUACCAAACUAUGGAAGCCUCCACCAAAUCGCAAUUAUUUGCCUUGUACUCAACCUAGUCCUAACUAUACUUCUCCUUCAGAGUCGAGAGGUUACCUUCUAGCUCAUACAAAUGGAGGGCUCAACCAGAUGCGAGCUGGGAUAUGUGAUAUGGUAGCUAUUGCACAUAUCAUAAAUGCCACUCUUGUUGUUCCAAAACUAGAUAAAAAGUCAUAUUGGCAAGAUUCCAGCAACUUUUCAGAUGUCUUUGAUGAAGAUCAUUUUAUCAAUGCUCUAGCUAAUGAUGUGAAAGUCAUUAAAAAGCUUCCCAAGGAAAUAGGUAGUUCUAUGAAAGCAGUUAAAUAUUUUAAAAGCUGGUCUGGUAUGGACUACUACCAGGAAGAGAUAGCAAGCAUGUGGGCUGAUUAUAAGGUUAUUCGGGCUGCCAAGACUGACUCUCGCCUAGCAAAUAACAAUCUCCCUCCUGAUAUUCAGAAGCUGCGUUGCCGUGCCUGUUAUGAAGCCCUCCGUUUUGCACCUCAAAUUGAAGCAAUGGGAAAGUUGUUGGUGGACCGCAUGAGGUCAUAUGGUCCUUAUAUUUCCCUGCACUUACGAUAUGAGAAGGACAUGCUUGCCUUCAGUGGAUGUACACAUGAUUUGUCUCCUGCUGAAGCAAAUGAACUAAAAAUGAUACGAGACGCAAAUGAUAACUGGAAAGUGAAGGAUAUUGAUCCCAGGGAGCAGAGAUCCAAGGGUUUUUGCCCCUUAACUCCAAAGGAGGCUGCAAUAUUUCUAUCUGCUCUUGGUUACCCAUCAAAUACCCCUAUCUACAUUGCCGCAGGAGAGAUAUAUGGAGGUGAUUCACAUAUGGGUGAUCUACAAUCCCGAUAUCCUAUGUUGAUGCGCAAGGAAACGUUGGCAUCUUUUGAGGAGCUUGAACCAUUUACCAAUCACUUGUCUCAGCUGGCUGCGCUUGACUAUAUUGUAUCUGUUGAAAGUGAUGUAUUCAUGCCGACAUACUCUGGAAACAUGGCAAGGGCAGUCGAAGGUCAUCGUCGCUUUCUUGGACAUAGAAGAACAAUUUCCCCGGACAGGAAAGCACUUGUUCGUCUGUUUGAUAAAAUUGAGCAGGGAAAACUGAAAGAAGGCAAAUAUUUAUCAGACCAUGUCAUUGAAAGCCACAGAAAACGGCAAGGCUCCCCAAGGAAGAGGAAAGGCCCCAUUUCUGGAACAAAGGGCACAGAUAGGUUUCGUUCAGAAGAAGCUUUUUAUGUAAAUCCUUUACCAGAUUGUUUAUGUCAGGGGCAAUCCCAGAAUCUGAACACCUCUAUCAUAACAAGUUAGUUUAGAUGCUGAAGAACAAUUCUCUUCAAGAUCCAAGUGCGGGAGGAUAGUGGCAAAUUUAAUCAUUCACUAUCCAUUGAUAGUACAAGCCGGCUGUGCCAGAAUCAGUGUUAGGUAUGCGGAUUGUGUAUAUCUCGAGUUUAGGUGGGUGGAGGCAUGCAUGAAGAUACAAAGCAAAUGGACGCUGCUGCUAUUCGGUGCCAGUGCAGGCACAGAUUAUGUUGGGAAGAGAAGGGGCCUUUCAUUCCAUCAACCAAAAGCAAUUUUCAUUUUUCAAGAGGACAAUUUAAAUAGUCAGAUUAGAAGGAAGUUAGGGAUACGAUUAUCAUUGGAUCUCUAUAGUAACAUCCUUUUCUUCGAUGCAUGUAUUCGAUUCAUCGUCAUUCAAUGCAAUAAAAGUGAAAACAAUUACUAUCU